Molecule: messenger RNA, 1197 nt
Organism: Cotesia glomerata
Lineage: Eukaryota; Metazoa; Arthropoda; Insecta; Hymenoptera; Braconidae
Exons: 4
Coding region: 388-936 (182 amino acids)
Source: RefSeq, a predicted model, not a curated record
CCCUGGACUGUUAGUCAGUUGUUCGCUAAGAGUUAUGCGUAUAAGAGCUUUUGUAAGAAGUCAGUGAUUGUGUGUCAAAUUUUGUUUCAAAAAAUAAAUUCCGUGAUAACAGCAGAAGGAGACGUAAAAAAAUUUUAUUUGUCAGAACGACGUAAAGAAAACUCCCUGAAGAUAUUUGAUAUUCCUGUGGUAGAAUGCAAAUCGGAUGGUAUAACUGUAAAUUUUGAACAAAAGGGGACAUUAAAAACAGAACUUGCCAUCAAGGACUACCUGGAUAACUCUACCUGCAGAAAAAUUUAUACUGCAGGUAUAAACAAUGGCAACUUUUCUGUAAAAUAUGGUAAUUGUGGCGUAGAAUUGAAAAACAAUACAGCUGAAUUCACUUUGAUGGUGUUGCGACCCCCAAGACAAAUUCGUAUAUCAGCCCAAACUCGUCUUAUAAGAUGUGAGUACCCGACAAAAGAAGAUGUGGCGAAAAACUCGUUCAAAGUCGGAGAUCUUCGAACAGUGACAGAUCUUCCAUCAACAACUUUUUCCGAUGAAAACCCAACUCAUGAGUUAAUAGUUAUGGAUCUUCAUAAUAACCCUGUAGAUAAAGCUGAACCGGGAACUGGACUAAUUGGCAAAUUUCGUAUUUCAACUAUACCUUACGUUGCCUCCAUUAAAAAUUGUUACCUUAAGCCGGACCAAAAAGGAAAUAUUACAGGACACCAAAUCAUUAAUGAAUUUGGUUGCCCGGUAGAUCAAGAUGUCACCGUAUGGCGCUGGGACCCAAAAACAAACUCCCUUCAGUUUACAUUCAAAGCUUUCAAGUUUUUAGAUUGGAAGGAAAAUCAUAUCUCCUGUCAAGUUAAUUACUGCCUCAAAAAAAGCGAUUGUGCACCUCCAAGUAAUUGUGAGGAUACACCCAAGCCGUGCGAAGAACCAAAAAUGUAAAAUAUUAUUAUUUAAAUUAAAAAAUAAUUAUACUGAAAUCAGUAGACAUCUGUUAGUUUUUGUGAUCUUCAUAACAAGUCAAUUAUAUUAAAUAAUAUAUUUUUACAAAUUUAAACUCAUAAUUUUUUUAAUUUUUAUAUGUAAAAUUUUUUCUAUAAUAAUUUAAAUAUUAUAAAAAUCUAAAAAAAUUUUCGGAUGUCUGUUAAUUUCAGUAUCAUAAAAAAUUUAAUAUCUAUAAAAAUAGACGUAACAUGAAUAACG